CCAAGGGGUACCGUGAAAAAAAGGAGUACGGCUAAACCCUCGCGAGUCCCCACUCUUCCUCUCCCCGUUCUGCAUCACCAUGUUCGCCGCCAUCUGCCGCCGCCGGCUCGCCGCCCUAUUCCCCCAAAUCCGCGGUGGCGGCGGCGGCGCAUAUCAUGUCCAGUCCAACCCCCAGGCCGCCCUCCUCUUCCACAGCUACUCCUCAACCGCCGUCACCGGCGGCUCCGACCCCGAGCCAUGCCCCGACACCGUCUCUUACCUGGUCUCCUGCGGCCUCCCCCCGGCCGUUGCCCGUCACACGGCCGCCAACACCCGCGGCCUCCGGAUCCGAUCCACCGAGAAGGCGGACGCCGUCCGCACCCUCCUCCGCAGCUACGGCUUCUCCGACGCGGACGUCGCCCGGAUUGCCCGCAGCGCCCCGCUGCUCCUCACCGUCGAUCCCGACCGCAUCAUCCGCCCCAAGCUCGAGUUCUUCGCCACGAUGGGGUUCCAGCCCAGCAAGCUGUCCACCGCGCCGCUCCUCCUCGCGCGCAGCCUCGAGAAGCACCUCGUCCCCACCAUCCAGUUCCUCCGCAGCAUCAUCGGCAGCGACGACGGGAUCCGCCGCGGGUUCUCCCGCAUCCCUCGCGCACUCCUGGUCAGCCUGGACAACUGCAUGCGCCCCGCGGUGGAAGCCCUCCACAGGCACGGCCUCACCGGCCGCGAGGACGUGUCCAAAGUCCUCGUCCUCCAGAUGGGCGUGCUCAUGCUGUCGCCGGUCCGCAUCGGCGAAAUCUUCGAGGAUCUCAAGGCUAUGGGUAUGUCCAUCACGGACGGCCGCUUUGCCAACUCGUUCCGCGCGAUGUGCAGCAUGAGGAGGGCGACCUGGCUGCGGAAGGUGGCGCUGUACCGGAGCUUUGGCUUGUCCGAGAGUGAGGUGUUCGAGGCCUUCAAGAAGCAGCCCACGGCACUGCUUGGCGCUGACGAGACCAUAAAAAAGAAUGCGUCGUUCUUCCGCGACGCGCUAAAGCUUGAAAUGCGCGAGGUAAUGGUGCAUCCUGUUGUUAUGGCAUAUAGCUUUGAGAAGACCAUCCUGCCAAGGUGUGCCGUGUUGAGCGUGUUGAUGAGAGAGGGGAAGAUUAAUCCAGAUAUCCAGUUGCUUCAUGCAUUGCUUGGCAGUGCCAAGACAUUCUCAGGGAGGUAUGUAGAUAGGUUUGCUGCUGAUGUGCCAGACGUUGUUGAAGCAUAUGAGGGUAAGAUCAAAUUCAAAGGAUUCAAGGGUCAGGGUCAGGGUGUUUAAGUCCACGGAAGCCAAAAGGCUAUUCUUCUGGAGCAAAAUCACUUCAGGUUGGGUUGUCUGUUUUUCUUUUAGAGCCAUUGAGAUCAAGGCAUAUGAUUCUAAAUUCUAACGCUGUUUCAUGGAGCAGCAUUACUCUGUUGUUGGACCAUGGUUACUUAGUAUCAUAUAUUUGUAGUUUAGCAGUUUCCAUUUUGAAGUAUUCUGGUCUUGGGAAACCUAGAUACAUGACGUCGUAGUGAUACCUUUAAGGCCAAUUCCUCUAUCAUUUUCUGAUUUCAAACAAUCUCGUAAAUUAACUUAAUUUGUGAUUUUCAAACAGUUCUUUCUUCAA
Messenger RNA from Oryza sativa Japonica Group (Japanese rice), 1610 nucleotides. Its product is annotated as transcription termination factor MTEF1, chloroplastic. The record is from RefSeq and is a predicted model, not a curated record. Lineage: Eukaryota; Viridiplantae; Streptophyta; Magnoliopsida; Poales; Poaceae. Gene Ontology annotation, biological process: regulation of DNA-templated transcription. Gene Ontology annotation, molecular function: double-stranded DNA binding.